GCGUACCUAAACCUCUACACUAGUCUCUGGCCCCCCCAGUGGUGGUGGCCCCCUUUGACUGGCAUUAGGACUGCUCAAUGCUCUGGUGGUGACAAAGGCUAAUUUUAGCACGUCCCUCUCUCUCUCCUUUGCCCGUCCAUCACUCUCUCGCUAGGGCCCUAAAUUAACCCCGACUUUACCAGCUCGAUUCGAUUCAAUGUUUAGAUUGACCCAAGCUUUCCUCUCAUCUCGAAAAGAGCCGUUUGGAUCUGACUGUCCGUCACCUUAGUAGAUGAGACCGUGAGCUACGGGACGGAUUGCAUCGGUUUCAUCCACCCCCAUCUUCUCCCGGCUCAUUCAGCCUCUAUCACCUGCUCUUGUCUCGAGAACAGACUGAGAGACGCAUCUGGGACACUCUCUGCCCCCCCUCGUUGAGCUGGCUAGGUGGUGAUGCUGCGUCCACGAUACUCCUCAUACACUUUGUCGCGUCGUCGUUAGGCUUUAACGCUGUCAACUCGUAUCGCGCGUGCUGUCAAUGCGCGGCCCAGCUCUCGCCUCGUCGGUGAUGAUGUCCAAUAUCCCGGAUUACUCAACACCGACUCAUGCGCGAUGAUAUCCCCGCAACCGACGAUGCAGCACCACCAACCGCAGUCGCUCCCGCCGCCGCUGCCACCGCCGCCGUCGGCAGUGCCCAACGGCAUGCAUGGGCAAUCCCCGUCGCCCUCAAUGAGGCAUCAGCACAUGGCCGCCCCACGGUCGUCGACGUCGUCAAUCUCGAGCAGCAGGUUCACCCUCCCGGACAGGAACGUGACGGCGGACACCAUUGAGGAUGCCUACACCCACUUUGUCAUGUCCUGCAACCCGGCCGUCCCGCCCGACACGGACACGGCCGCGCUGCGGGAAGCUUUCCGGGUCCCGCCCAAGAGCGGCGGCAAGAGCUUCAGCACUUUCACCCUUUUCGAGCUCAUCAAGCAGUUGGAGACCAAGGAGAUCAAGACGUGGGCAGAGUUGGCUCUCAAGUUGGGCGUCGAACCCCCUGAUCAGGAUAAGGGUCAGAGUUCUCAAAAGAUUCAGCAGUAUGCCGUCCGGCUCAAGCGCUGGAUGCAUUCUAUGCAUGUGGAUGCCUUCUUUGAGUAUCUGAUGGAUCACCCUCACCCUUACUGGACAGAGAUCCCAAACGACCCAACGCCAGUGUGUGAAGCGGGAAGAGAUGGUGUGCUAGCAGAAGACGACAUGGCUCUCCGAGCACUUUUACCACAGAUUCGGCCCAGGCGGGGGAGGAAAAGGCCAGAGGACGAGGAGUUCGCAAAGUCCCCUUCACAACGAGCGAGAUUGGACUCGCCGCCGACGGGGACGGCCUACACCGCCGCCCGGCCAGAGACUCUGGGUCCGUGGUCCGCUCACCCGGAUGGACGGGCUACGUUCGGCUGCUCCGAUCCUUUGAAGUUGAGCGCCAACACGGGAUCAGUGACGGGCUGGCCUCCGGCCCCUGACACAGCGCAGACGCCGCUCACGGCGUAUCCACAGGGCCCGAUGUCUGCGCUCACGCCGUCAACGCGCAACGGCGGGUUCUGGGGUGAUGCGGAACCAAGGUCGGCUAUUACUCCCUCACGACCAAAGGCAUCUCACCGGCGGCAUGGUGCCAAAGUCGUUUCCUCUGCGUGGAGGAGUGGCGGACCGGGAGGCAGCGGCAAGACUCGGGGGAGGCCACCUAUGAACAAAACGAAUGUCGAUGGGCCGUUUGUGGCUUUUCCCGCCGAAGGACCGGCGUACAAGCGGCCAAGUCCCGAUACCAAGAUCGAGCCGGGCCCGAUUACACCACCGGCGCCAAUAACUCAGACCGUACCAGUACCACCAGUUGCGGUCACAGAAUUACCUCCCCCGCCGCAUAUACCGCGGCCGGCCAAGCCGAGUAUCUCACUACAGGUUCCGGAACGUCAAGGAGGAUCCGUUCGUCUUGCGACGCCGCCGCCGCCUCCUCCAAUCGUGAUCGUCAACGGAGAACCCCCGGGCGAAGUACCCGACAUAACAAACUCGACAGCCACAGCACCACCAUUGGAAUUCCCGCCCGGUCACAACGUGCCCCUACCCCCCGGUGCCAUACCACCAGUAGACCUGAAAGCGCAGACCGUCCUGCCGGUCGACCCGCCGCCCGCCGCGAAAGGCAGCGGCAUACCCCCGCAACCCAACGACAUCCCCAUCGGCAUGUUCGAGAACAUGAAGGACCGGACCAACAUCGACGCCGUCCUGGGCUAUUUCGCGCACGAGACGGCCAACGGCGACUGGGUCGACGCGGACAACAACCCCAUCGAGAACUGCAGCAUCGCCGAGGCCUACGCGCUCGUGCACACCACUGUAGAAAGGAUGUGGCAGACGGCGCCGAACCAGGACGCCUUUUUGAUUAAUCUCGCCGCGCUGGCGGGCGGCAGGGCGCUCAUGACGACGAGCAAGCUGCGGGUGAAGCGGGAGGAAGAAUACGAAGACCGCGCGACGUACAGCUGCAGCUGGGAGUUCCGGCUGGGGACGAUACGGGGCAACUACAACAUGGUGCAGACGGUCAUGUACAACCGGUGGCGGCGGCCCGAGGAGAAGCUGGAGAAGCCCAACAUGAAGGGCACGGGCGGUGCCGAGUCGGAGUGGGAGAGGAAAUAUCGGGACCUGCUGGCGCUGUCGGAGAAGAGGGAUAAGGAGAUCCAGGCUAUGCGGGCUGGGCUUACGGCGAAGCUGAACGAGACGUUUCAGGAUGCCAAGGAUCUUGAGAAUAAGUGAGGGAAAGUACGUGGCUUGUAAUCAUAUUGAAUCCGAGAGGAUUGCCGUCGUGGGAAAUAUUAUCAGGGGAAGGGGAAGCAUACGGCGCACAGAGAACGUCAUGAGGGUGGCGUGGAAUAUUCAGGAUUUAGGGGCGUCCUUCAGAAGAAAAACAAGCAAAGGGGGGACGGUGUUGAUAUCAUGCGGAUGGCGUAAUAAUCGAAAGCGAAAGCAUAGUGCUGGCGCAGGGUCAUGGGAGAGCGUAUAUCAAGGAUGGAACUGGGUGUUUAGGCGGAGGG
Colletotrichum scovillei is the source of this 3026-nucleotide messenger RNA. Its product is annotated as ARS binding protein 2. Gene Ontology annotation, molecular function: DNA replication origin binding. Lineage: Eukaryota; Fungi; Ascomycota; Sordariomycetes; Glomerellales; Glomerellaceae. The record is from RefSeq and is a predicted model, not a curated record. The coding region runs from base 589 to 2748 and encodes 719 amino acids. The transcript is spliced from 2 exons.